Messenger RNA from Knipowitschia caucasica, 1368 nucleotides. The record is from the annotation of a GenBank genome assembly. Lineage: Eukaryota; Metazoa; Chordata; Actinopteri; Gobiiformes; Gobiidae.
AUGCCUCUCGUGAAGAGAAACAUUGCUCCUCGGCACUUGUGCCACGGCACUGUACCGGAUGGCAUCAGUAACGAGCUGGAGUGUGUCACCAAUAACACACUGUCCGCCAUCAUCCGCCAGCUCAGCAGCCUCAGUAAACAUGCUGAAAACGUGUUUGGGGAACUCUUCAAUGAGGCCAAUACAUUUUACGGGCGUGCGAACUCUCUGCAGGACCGCAUCGAUCGCUUAGCCAUCAAAGUCACUCAGCUGGAUUCAAGCAUUGAAGAGGUCUCUCUUCAGGACAUAAAUAUGAGGAAAGCCUUCAAAAGUUCCACUGUUCAGGAUCAGCAGGUUCUAUCCAAAGGCAGCACUCCCACUUCUGUGACCGACAUGUACAACACUGCUGACAAAGCCCCUGCUCUGAGUGCACUGUCUGCUUACAGAGAAGACUCGACAGACGCAAUGAAGUUUUACUCAGACCCAUCUUACUUUUUUGACUUGUGGAAGGAGAAGAUGUUGCAAGAUACAGAGGAGAAGAGAAAGGAAAGGAGACGGCAAAGGGAACAAAAACGCUGCGUGGACAAUAAUACAAUUCAGCGCGAGGUGAAAAAAGUGAGAAAGGCCCGAAAUCGCAGACAGGAAUGGAAUGUGAUGGCGUUUGAUAAAGAGCUUCGGCCUGACCACCGCCAUCCACAAAGUCUGCAUCGAGGGCUGAGCUCUGAGGGCUCUCUCUCUCCAGAUGGCAGGCCCGACCUUCCAGAAUACCCAGUUCCACCUGUGCCUGUCCUUGCGGCUUGUAACUUUGCCAAGUCUUCCACUUCCACCCCGGGUGACCCGUCGCCACCUGUAGAGCAUGAAUACCACAGCAUUGAUGUGAACUACAAGAGAGGAGCCUACUCCACUGGAGAUCCACCCUUCACCGAACAAAUGAACGGAGCAACUCGUCCACCUGCUGAAUACAACGCUACCCCUCCUCAGGGAGUCGGAACGCGAAUCCCAUCUUCACAGACAGCAUUCGGGGGUCCCCCUGGUGCCCUGCCCUCGGCCCAUAAUGGAGUGUUACAUGUGGGGCCUGGAUACGCACUUCCACCUGUACCUCCCCCUCCAGGACCCCCGCCUCUGCCUCCCCCCACUGCACCCCCACGCCCUCGGGACUACAGCAAGAGUGGACGGGCUGACGCACCGCCAGUCAGAGAUGCCAGAAGUGAUCUCUUAUCCGCAAUUCGAAUGGGGAUACAAUUGAAAAAAGUCCAGGAGCAGCAAGAACAGCAAAACAAGUUGGAGCCGGUGGGUAAUGACGUGGCCACAAUAUUGUCCCGUCGGAUUGCGGUGGAGUACAGUGACUCUGAGGAAGACUCUGAGCUGGAGGAAAACGAGUGGUCAGAUUAA